Molecule: messenger RNA, 1071 nt
Organism: Suillus bovinus
Lineage: Eukaryota; Fungi; Basidiomycota; Agaricomycetes; Boletales; Suillaceae
Exons: 2
Biological process (GO): DNA replication-dependent chromatin assembly; nucleosome assembly
Cellular component (GO): nucleus; CAF-1 complex
Molecular function (GO): protein binding
Source: RefSeq, a predicted model, not a curated record
UCCUAUGCCACCCCUUCCUGCAAUCCAGGCACUUCCUUCGCCUGCAUGGUCAACUAUGGAGAUGAAAGUUUUUUGAACUUCUUCCACCGCUUAAUGUUCAGUCCAGAUGGGAGCCUCUUGCUGAUGCCUGCAGGGCAAUUUGAGGACCCCAGCAUUAUCACCAACAAGCCCAAGAUUGAGGAAACUCCUACUCACGGAUGUAAAUCUAAACUUGUGAUUACCACAAGCGAAACCAACCCUUCAUCAGCAUUGUCAGUGUUCAUUUGCUCAAGGGCGAACUUUACUUGUCCUCCUAUAGCUCAGUUACCAGGACAUAAGAAAGCUAGCAGUAGCUGUCAAGUUCUUCCCUGUGUUCCAUCAAAAUCCUCUACCCUGGUGAUCGCUCCACCCAAUACUGGCUCCAUGUUUGCGCUGCCUUAUCGCAUGCUUUAUGCAGUUCUGACUAUGGAUGCCAUUGCCAUCUAUGAUACCCAACAAUCUGGACCUGUUUGCAUGCUCACGAAGUUGCACUACAAUGAAUUUACGGAUGCAUUGUGGUCUCCUGACGGACAGUGCCUUAUACUCUCAUCGCGAGAUGGAUACUGUAUGAUUGCAAUCUUUGAUAAAAUUUUACCUGCGCAUCACACUCAACAACAUACAUUACAACUUCAGUUCACUGUGCAACACAACUUCGUAACCCUCACAUACACGAUGACACCCUCGUCUUCCUCAGUUCCACUGACUACUAUUGCAACACCUACAGUUCCUGCAAAGAGGAAUGAGCUGCCUCUCAUGCCUGCUACUAAUAUUGACGACAAUGCUCCUGUGGGCAGGAGUGCACCAGACAGUACCAUGACCUACACGGCCCAGGUUGAGAGUGGGAAGGUCGCAGAGCAACUUUUGCGCACUGGACCUCCACCCAGAUUUACUGCAGUUCAGGCAGUUGAAGAACUUCUUCAAGGGAGUCUCUGUCAUACUGGACCUCCGCCCAGAUUCGCUGCAGUUCAGGCAGUCAAAGAACUUCUUCAAGGGCAUCUCUGUCAUGCUCAUCCACUGGAUAGGCCUCAAAAAGAUUUGAGGAUUGGUUGCUAA